This is a messenger RNA of Pristis pectinata (smalltooth sawfish), 1810 nucleotides long. Its product is annotated as G-protein coupled receptor 55-like. The transcript has a single exon. The record is from RefSeq and is a predicted model, not a curated record. The coding region runs from base 97 to 1047 and encodes 316 amino acids. Gene Ontology annotation, molecular function: G protein-coupled receptor activity. Gene Ontology annotation, cellular component: membrane. Lineage: Eukaryota; Metazoa; Chordata; Chondrichthyes; Rhinopristiformes; Pristidae. Gene Ontology annotation, biological process: phospholipase C-activating G protein-coupled receptor signaling pathway; positive regulation of Rho protein signal transduction.
UAUUAAGUAAUUCAAUGACCGUUUUUGUUUCACAAACUGAGAGCCGUAGAAUAUAGCAGGAGGCAACCUUUUCUGCUUCUACAAAUCUUAAUAGAAAUGUGCCAUUUCAACAACACAACUAAAUUGGAAUUAGAGAAGAUACAAAUAUGCUGUUCCAGCAAUACCACGGAACUUGAAUUUGUGAAGACAUUCCAGUAUGUGGUGCACAUCCCUACGUUCUCCUUGGGACUGGUCAUCAAUUUGGUAGCACUCUGGAUACUCUGCUUCAGAUUAAAGAAUUGGACGGAAAAUGUGAUCUACAUGAUAAACCUGAUAUUUUCCGACAUCCUGUUGCUUUUCUCUCUGCCUUUCAAAAUGUAUGCCUACCAGGUAGAAGGAAAGUGGCAUCUUGGUUCACUCUUCUGUGAGUUUGUGGAGUCCCUCUACUUCGUCAACACCUACGGAACUAUCCUGUUGAUCAUGUUGAUAUCUCUGGAUCGGUACACUGCUAUCAAGCACCCCUUCCUGGCAAGAACCCUCAGAUCACCAAAGAAAGCCACCAUUGCCUGCACUGUUCUGUGGCUCUGUGUCUGGUCUGCAAGUAUUCCAAAUUACUUGCAACGGGAUGAUGAUCAGAACUGCUUUUCGGAUUUUGCUGAAUUUUGGUGCCUUGGUACAAUUCCUCUGAGUAUGCUCACUGUAUAUGUAAUUGCUGCAUCUGUUGUGAUUUUCUGCAGUAUUCAAAUUAUAAAAACACUGCAAAGAGUAGAUGAAGAGAGAGAAGACAUUGCCAUGAGGACAUCUAUGAAAAUAAUCUCUUCCAAUGUGGUAACCUUCCUUCUCUGUUUUACUCCAUAUCACAUAGCCAUGUUACUAUACUUUUUUGCAAGAAAUUGUCAUAUACCGACGGAUUACCUAGUUUCACUGAGGGUGUUUCUCCAAAUCUGUCAGUGUUUGGCAACGACAAACUGUUGCCUGGAUGCGAUGUAUUACUAUCUGAUCAUUAAGGAGUUCUGGAAAUCAAAAAUGAAGAGCAAAGAGGGAACUUUUUCAAUCCAUAGCAGUUAGCUCGCAGAAUUCAAUUUGUUGUCUUUAACUCAGUUACUUAAAAAUAUAACAAUCUGUCGAUUGCCUGCUUGCAUUAGUUGCAUGAAGAAUAAUGGAUAAUGAAAGAUACUCUGCUUUGAUUUUGUUUUGAUAGAUAUUAAUUCCUUGGUCCAAAUUCUGCUAAUGCCAUGUCAACAAGACUGUGGCUAAAACGGGGAGGGAAUUGGAUGCAUGAUAUUAGUGAGAUCAAAAUCUAGCUUUAGUUAUGUUUCUACCUAAUGCAUAUAAACUGGAAGAGUGGGCAAUUCAUUUAUGGGAUUAACUGAAAAUCAGUUACGUAUGUAACAAACCUGCUUGUUUAUCUGAAUUAUGUCUUGAAUUAUUAUGAAAAUGAAUAUGUUGUGUUCGGUCUCAUCAAGGAAAAUUUAUGCUUGCUAUUAAGUGCAGGCAUUCAUUACCAAUCAUCUAAAGAGGUUUCAGAAAGCUCCCAGAAUAUUUAAUAUCAACCCAAAAGUGGUUAACAUACAAUUCACUGGCCGCAAUUUUGAAAUAAAUUGAGAGCACUUAAGGUUAUCAACUUAAGAGCAGGAAAUCAAAAUGCCACAAACUAGAAAUUGCAAUUUAUUUCAAAGAAGACCUGAACAUGAAAUUAGAGCAAUAUUGUGGAUUUACUUGGUAUCUGGAAAGGCUUGUCUCUACUUGUCCUACUAUUCAGUAUAAAUUGUGAAUUUUGUAUCCUUUUGUUGGGUGAACCUGGAUGUUGUCAAUUAAAUGCAGCACAUGA